This is a messenger RNA of Closterium sp. Yama58-4, 3771 nucleotides long. NCBI's taxonomy places the organism in Eukaryota, Viridiplantae, Streptophyta, Zygnematophyceae, Desmidiales, Closteriaceae. The record is from the annotation of a GenBank genome assembly.
AUGCGCCGAUUCCUCUUCCCAUUGGGCGGAAACGGAGCGGUGUGCGCGGUCGCUUCUGGAGGAAACGGAGCGGCGCGGACGGCGGAUGAGGUGGAAACGGGGGUGGGAGCGGGCAGCGUUGACGUGAGCAGCACGUGCGUGAAUCCCGUGUUCCGCUCCUUCCCCAACCUCAAGGAGGGCGACGGCAACGAGGACGGGCCGGGCGGGCGCACGGCAGUGCGCGUGCUGUUCCUGAGCGAGGGCAACGUGUGCCGCAGCGUCGUGGCGGAGGCGGUUCUCACGGCCAUGGUCAGGGAGAAGGGGCUGGAAGAUUACAUCGUCUGCUCCUCCAAGGCAGUGCGCGACUACAACGUGGGCGAGAGCCCGGACUCGCGCGUGGUGCAGCUGGCGGGGCAGAGCGGCGUGGCGGUGGACGCUGCCCGCCAGGCCCAGCUGCUGCGCCCUGCAGAGGACGUCGUCGCGCACGACCUGCUCGUCGUCAUGGACAAGUUCAACGCAGCGGAUGUGCUGAAGGAGGUGUCGGUGUUUGACACCAUUGACCCCACGGCACGCUUCUCCUCCAAAGUGCGCCGCAUGGGCGACUUCUGCAAGUCCAGAACGGUGGACGACAUAGACGACCCGCUGUACGGCAACAUGGGCGGGCCCGAGGAGCUGGAGCUGUUGGGGGCGGCCAUCAACGACAUAGUGGACUGCUGUGACGGGCUGCUCACAGACCUCAUUGCCAUUCGCGCUGCCCUCGCAGAGGGGGAGAGCUUCCGUAACCAUCGCGUUGCUCUCGCGCUCAUAUUGAAUCGCCUUUCCGUCGCCCUUCCUCCCCCUCCUAUCACCCACUUCGUCGCCGUCACGCGCGCCUCAAAUCGCCCACCCUCGCCCCUACCGUCGCCAUCACCCUCGCGAUCUCCUCUCACAUCCCGUCGCCAUUCCUCUCUUGUUGCCCUUCCUCACUCCUGUCGCCAGUUCGCUAUCCCGUCGCCCUUCCUCUCUCUCGCCGCCCUUCCUGUCUCCCGUCGCCCUUCCUCCCCUGUCGCCCUUCUUCUCUCUCCUCCCGCCGCCCUCGCGUCUCAUCGCGAUCGCGUUCCCACCACACUCCCGUCACCCUCCGUCCUCGAUCCCGUGGCCUCGCUCUCUCCCAUCCCUUUCCGCCGCCCUCACUCUCUCCCCUGCCUUUCCGUCGCCCUCGUUCUCUCCCCUCCCUUUCCGCCGCCCUCGCUCUCUCCCCUCCCUUUCCGUCGCCCUCGCUCUCUCUCAUCCCUUUCUGUCGCCCUCGCUCUCUCCCCUCCCUUUCAGUUGCCCUUGCUCUCUCCCCUCCCUUUCCGUCGCCCUCGCUCUCUCCCCUCCCUUUCCGUCGCCCUCGUUCUCUCCCCUCCCUUUCCGCCGCCCUCGCUCUCUCCCCUCCCUUUCCGUCGCCCUCGCUCUCUCUCAUCCCUUUCUGUCGCUCUCGCUCUCUCCCCUCCCUUUCAGUUGCCCUUGCUCUCUCCCCUCCCUUUCCGUCGCCCUCGCUCUCUCCCCUCCCUUUCCGUCGCCCUCGUUCUCUCCCCUCCCUUUCCCUCGCCCUCGCUCUCUCUCAUCCCUUUCCGUCGCCCUCGUUCUCUCCCCUCCCUUUCCGCUGCCCUCAUUCUCUCCCCUCCCUUUCCGCCGCCCUCGCUCUCUCCCCUCCCUUUCCGUCGCCCUCGUUCUCUCCCCUCCCUUUCCGUUGACCCUUGUUCUCUCCCCUCCCUUUCCGUCGCCCUCGCUCUCUCCCCUCCCUUUCCGUCGCCCUCGCUCUCUCUCAUCCCUUUCCGUCGCCCUCGCUCUCUCCCCUCCUUUCCGUCGCCCUCAUUCUCUCCCCUCCCUUUCGUACUUGCUAUCUCCCCUAGCAUUCCGUCCAUUGCCCCGUGGACUGCCGCCGUCUCCGUCUCCCGCAAAGGCUGCUCGACAUCCGCCGUCCCGCGAGCCUUUUCCGGAGAUUGCUCCGACCCCCCGCGCGGCCUAACGUGCGGCGCGGGAAAGAAACCGGCGGAAGGAGUAGCACUCUCAGGGGAGGGGGAACGAGGGGUAGCGGGAUUGCCAUCUGACACAAGCCGGCUGAGCGACUCGGUUCUAGACGCCGGGUCGGUUCGCGAAGGCGAUUCGGAAUUAGGUUCUGAUUCCGCGUUAGAGUCUGAUUUGGGCCCGACGCCGCCAGGCACGCUCACUAAGUCGGCCAGCGUGCCGGAAAUCGCGGCGGAAGUUGCGGCGAAAAUCGCGGCGGAAAGCACGGCGGGGUCGGGCGUGCUAGUGGAGAUGGACGUGGUUCGCGCGAACUUCGAGGAGGGUCUGGCGGCGCUCGAGGCGGCUUUAAAGACGUGCGACCUGGUGGCGUUCGAUGGCGAGUUCACGGGGUUACACGUCAGCAACACCAGCAACUACGGGUUGCAGCUGCUGGAUUCGCCGCAGCAGCGGUACGAGCGCGUGAAGGAGGGCGCUGGCAGCUUCUUCACCAUGCAGCUGGGCUUCAGCGCGCUGACAUGGGACGAGGCCAGAGCGGCAUACAGUGCGCGCACCUUCAACUUCAACAUCUUCCCGCGCCCCUUCCCUGGCUUUGACCUGCGCUUCCUCUGCCAGGCAUCAUCAAUGGAUUUCUUAGCGCGCAACAACUUUGACUUCAACAAGUUCGUCUACCAAGGCGUGCCGUACCUGCCACUGGAGAAAGCCGAGAGGGAGAGGCGGCGACUGCGAGCGUCAUUCCGGAGCAGCAAGGGCGGGGCAGAGAACGGGGCAGGGAGCGCAGACGCGAGCAGCAGCAGGCAGGUGCAGCAGCAGCGGGCGCCCAUAGUGCUGUCUCGGCCCGAGGACAGACUGGCAGUGGGACAGCUACUGGAUGACGUGCGCACCUGGGUGCUCUCCACGUCGCCCCCUCCCACUCACCUCGCCUCUCUCUCCUCACCUGCUGCUGCUGCUGCUGGUGGUGCUGGUGGUGCUGCUAAUGGCAAGGCUGGUGCUGCCAGUGGGGAAGCAGUCACCAAACAAGGAGCAGCAGGCGAGGCGGGAAGAGGAGAAGCAGUAGGAGCAGCAGCAGAGGGGAAGGGGGAGGGCGAGGAGCACGGGGCGGUGCAGCUGCAGGUGGUGGUGGGUAACUCGUUCCUGCGCGCUGCCCUGCUGCAGCAGCUGGAGGAGGAGUUUGGGCAGACCGCCUUCUAUGUCGUGCGCGGAGAGGUGAGGCGGUGUGCUGCUGAGGUGCGCCCCCAACGCGGCCCUGAAACCCUCCUUCUCGUCCGCGCAACCCAGGAGGACGCGGAGGAGUGGGGGCGGCAGGAGGAGCAGCGGCAGCAGCAGCAGCUAGAAUCAUCCAUCGGGUUCACUCGGGCAGUGGAGGCGGUGAUGCGAGUGAGCAGGGAGCGGCGUGUGCCGCUGCUGGCGCACAACUGCCUGUUUGACCUCGCGUACCUCUUCCACCACUUCAUCCGCCCCAUGCCCGACUCCCUCGAUGACUGGCGCCGCCAGUUCCUAGAAGCUUUCCCAGGCGGCGUCUACGACACCAAGCACCUUGUCUCACUCCUCCCACCUGCACUGCUCCCCCCAAGCACCUCCCUCUCUUCACUCUUCGAGUUCUUCUUCCACCGCCCCGCCUCACCCCCAUCCACUCCCGUGGGUCACAAGGAGGUGGUGCACGGGGAGGGUUUCAACCGCUACAGGCAUCUGUCGCCAGACAACCCUGCCAUGGCACAUGAAGCAGGCUUUGAUGCGUAUAUGACAGCAGCAGUCUUCAUUGCCAUCUCCUCGCUCCUCGCCUCGCCUACCCUCUCCGCCAAG